Molecule: messenger RNA, 440 nt
Organism: Coturnix japonica (Japanese quail)
Lineage: Eukaryota; Metazoa; Chordata; Aves; Galliformes; Phasianidae
Source: RefSeq, a predicted model, not a curated record
AUGGGGGACCUGGGUCAAUGGAUGGCUGCCCCCAUUGAGUCCAUUCAGGUGACGGUGCUGGACCCCCACGUGACCGCCCUCCUAUUCCAACCCAUUCAACUCCGUUGCUCCUAUCAGAGCUCGGCUACAGCGCCCCCUAUCGUCACCUGGAAGUACAAAUCCUUCUGCCCGACCACUUCCGGGUUCGGGGGUGGUGGGGGGGCGUUUCAAAAUGGCGGCGGCCUUGUUCAAAAUGGCGGCGCACAGAGUGAAGCCAUGGAGGCCGCCAUUGCUUGUCCGGAUAGUGCUCGGACCGUACGGAUCGUGGCCACUAAACAGGGCAGCGCCGUCAGCGUCGGGGACUAUUACCAGGGGAGGGGCGUCACCAUCACCGACGGUAGGGACACGGCGUGACCCCACAGUGACCCCGUGACCCCACAGUGACCCUAGGGUGACCCCAU